Tetranychus urticae (two-spotted spider mite) is the source of this 1668-nucleotide messenger RNA. Lineage: Eukaryota; Metazoa; Arthropoda; Arachnida; Trombidiformes; Tetranychidae. The record is from RefSeq and is a predicted model, not a curated record.
GUCAUCACCUGUGACCUGUCCUACUUGAUUUGCCACUAUUCAACUCCUAAACCCAAACCUAUUACUUUUCUAAAUUCAAGAGUUCAACUAUGGAUUCAUUAGAGACUAAUGACCAACUUACAAUUGUGAAUCGAUCAAUGGAACAUCGUAUUAGUAAAAAACUAAUUCGUAAAGUGCCUUAUUUUGAAAAGAUGUUGAGCCAUGAAUGUUUGGAAUCAAAGGAAAACAAAGUUGAACUGGAUUUUGAGGAAAAGGCUCUAAAAUCGUUUCUUGAUUGGAUUGAACUUGGUUAUAUAUUCAUCGAGAUGGAUUAUAUAAUAGAUCUUUGCACCAUAUUGGACUAUUUUGGAACAAAAAAUCAUUUGAUACAAGAUUGUUUUAGCUAUUUCAGUGAAAAAUUUUCUAGCGAGUAUCUUCCUGUUGUUAUACCUCAAGUGACCUCUACAUCUGCAUUGAUCAACUCUGAUACUCUCGAUACUUUCAUCUGUCGUUAUUUCUCGAAGAUAGCAAACACAAAUGUUUGGUUGGAUUAUCCUAUUGAAACUAUUGAAUACAUUUGUGCUUUGGACCUGAUGAUUCAUUCAGAAUACCAAGUUUUCCAUGCAAUUAUGAAAUGGAUCGACUUCAAAGCUGAUUCUAGAAAGCGUUAUUUUAAAGGAUUGUUGAAUUUAGUUCGAUGGUGCCAUUUGGAAGAUAACGAUCUAUCUAAAAUAAAGGAAAAUGAAUUGUAUGAAUCUUCUGAUUUGGAACCAGAAUCAGGCUCUCAUUGCAAAUCUAGUUGUAAUUGUGGCUUUAAACGAACUAAACAAGGUUGUUUUUUCGCGAUUGAAGAACUGAAUAACAAACUUUUUCGAGUCAAAGUUCUUGACGGUAAUUUCCGGCCAUUGUUUAAUGAAGUUAUUCAAUUAGAUGAAUCAUUGCCUUUGAAUCUUUUAUAUGGUAAAUAUAUUUCUGAUAUUCCAUUGGAUUCUGGAAGACAAAUGAUACGAAUUGACUGGAAACAGAACAAAUAUCGUCUACUAAAUUUUGAUUCUUAUAAACGUCAUUACGUCGAAAUUCAUAGAUUAAUUUUUGGAUCGCAGAACAGUGUGGAAUCCUAUAUUGAGAAGAAAAAAACAGACGACUUAAGUACUAUGUCAAUAUAUAAAACUUUACUUCUCGAAGCUGCCGAAAAGUACAUUUUUGUUUGUAGCGAUGACUAUGAAUUCAAAUGUUGGGUGAAUCCAUCUACUCAUGGUAUUUAUUUUGCCUUCGAUUUCGAUGGACUUACUCACUUGGCAACUGUUUUGGACAACAAUGUUUAUGUGCUGACAAGUGAUCUCAAGUUUUUCCAGUUCAACAUUGACCGUAAUAUGUUUGAAAAGAUAGAACUUCCUAGCGUUGAAAAUAAAUUGAAAUUCGAUAACUUGAUUUUAACAUCCAAGCAAGCUGGUGAUGGUGGAGUUAUUUUGAUUGAUAAAUCUGCAAAAGAUGUUUUCUGUUUCAAUGUCAGUACUCGGAGAUGGAAAUCAGUCGGUCGAAUUAUCGAUUGUAAAAGUGAAUAUAAUGUUCUUAAAACUUUUACCUUUGGAUUUGUAUCAACGGACUCGAUUAACCUUUGUUUGGAACGUAAAUUAACACAAUAAACGAAAGUUUUUUUGAACUUUUUAAAAUUAAAACGAAAUUAAU